ACAAACAUAUCCCUAAACCACAAACACUCCAAACAAACAUAAUCACACAAAAAAUUCCAAAUUCAUAUUCCAACAACAAACCCUCCCCAGGCUUUUACAGAAGGUGGGAAUUUGAGUAGAAAGGGGGUGAUGUGGUGGAUAUUUUGAUUUUGGAAAGGUUAAGUUUUUGGUUAAUUAGUGAAUCUUUGAAUGAAAAAUUUCUGAUUUUUAUUUUUGUUGAUGUGAUUUUCUGGUAAUUGUUGUUGAUGGGUUUGAAGAAAUCAAUAGUUUGUGAAUUGUGAUCUUUUUUGCUGCUAGAGUUGGAUAAUUUAAGGUAAAGAUGGAGGAAAAUACUAGUUCGUGGUUACAACGGGCGAAGUAUUCUCAUACGGUGUGUCAUCGAUUGGAUACGUCGAGGAUGAAACCGACUCCGUUCAACGAUCAACUAGAACAGGAACAAAAUUCGAGGUUUUCUUCGUAUGUUAAGCGGAAUCUUUUAACCAACAAGCAGAGAUCUUUGUCGCCGUUGCCGAAGAAUUUUAUUUCCGAUGUGUUUAGAGAAGCCAAACAUGAGCAGAAGAGGUUCUCGACGCCGGGUCCGAGGAGGGACAAGAGGAUUAUGGGAAAGGUGUCGUUGAGCCAGGAAUUACCCAGGGUGUCGAGUUCGAAAUCGCCUUUUUCGAGUCCGAACAAGCAAAAGAUGCCAAAGGGGCUUACGAAGGAUUCUUCGUGGGCUAAGCUUUUUGAAAGCGGCGGCGGUGGAAAGGUUACUGCUUUGGAAACGGCGGAGGAAUGGACUAUUGACAUGUCGAAGCUGUUUCUUGGACAUAAGUUCGCUCAUGGCGCUCAUAGUAGGCUUUAUCAUGGUGUAUAUAAAGAGGAGAUUGUAGCUGUUAAAAUGAUUAGGGUACCUGAUGAUGACGAUAACGGAGAAUUGGCUUCUCGAUUAGAGGAUCAGUUUGUUAGAGAAGUCACUCUCUUAUCUCGCCUUCAUCAUCGAAAUGUCAUAAAGGUGAUUACGAUAACACAUCUUCUCUUUUGCAUGUUGAUCUUCUCUGAUUACGAUAACAUAUCUUCUCUUUUACAGUUCAUAGCUGCGAGCAGCAAUCCCCCGGUUUAUUGUAUUAUCACAGACUAUAUAUCCGAAGGCUCGUUGAGGGCUUAUUUGCAUAAGCUGGAGCGCAAAACUAUUUCUCACGAAAAGUUAAUCACUUUCGCUCUGGAUAUCGCUCGUGGGAUGCAAUAUAUACACUCUCAAGGUGUCAUUCAUAGGGAUCUUAAACCAGAGAACAUCCUUAUUGGUGAAGACUCUCGUCUUAUACUUGCUGAUUUCGGCAUUGCCUGUGAAGAGGCCGUAUGCGACCUAUUGGCUGAUGAUCCUGGAACAUAUCGUUGGAUGGCACCUGAAAUGAUCAAACGAAAAUCCUACGGGAGAAAGGUUGAUGUGUAUAGUUUUGGGCUUAUCUUAUGGGAAUUGUUGACCGGAACAAUUCCGUACGAGGAUAUGAAUCCAAUCCAGGCUGCUUUUGCUGUUGUGAAUAAGAAAUUAAGGCCGAUUAUUCCUCCAAGCUGCCCACCUGCAAUGCGAGCAUUAAUCGAGCAAUGCUGGUCGCUGCAACCCGACAAGAGGCCUGAUUUCUGGCAGAUUGUCAAGGUAUUAGAGCAAUUUCAAUCAUCUCUCGCACGUGACGGAACCCUGACGCUGGUGCAGAGUCCUCGUUGCCAAGAUCAAAAGAAAGGGCUUCGCCAUUUGAUGCAAAAGCUUGGUCCGGUUAAUCAAAAUAGCUACAGCGGCCCUAAGCCUAAGCCGAAAUUCACAUGAGUUUUUGAAAGUGCCCUGGCAUUUCUAGUAAACCAGGUUCUUUGUAAUUACAAAUGGAAGGUUUGUUUUUUUUUGGUUAUCUGGUUAAAGUCAACUUUAUGAUAACUUUAUGACAUUCAUGUGAUUGUAAAUUUGUUUUCUAGGCAUGCACAAUUGAGGUGAAAGUA
Messenger RNA from Vicia villosa (hairy vetch), 1968 nucleotides. Its product is annotated as serine/threonine/tyrosine-protein kinase HT1-like. Gene Ontology annotation, molecular function: ATP binding; protein kinase activity. The record is from RefSeq and is a predicted model, not a curated record. Bases 320 to 1801 code for a protein of 493 amino acids. Gene Ontology annotation, biological process: protein phosphorylation. The transcript is spliced from 3 exons. NCBI's taxonomy places the organism in Eukaryota, Viridiplantae, Streptophyta, Magnoliopsida, Fabales, Fabaceae.